AUGUCUGGCGUUGUUGCAACCCAGCAACCCAGCAUGGAGAACUUUGAUAUGCAGGACGUGAGCAUGCUUACCUCGGACACUACGCGUGUCGAGGCCAUCGACCCCUCCGAUGAUCCCAUGGAUUGUACCCCGGAUAUCCCAGAGUCUGACAACGAAAAGCAGCCCGCAGAGCAAUCCGUUUCUCCUCUCUAUCAACUCCGCUCGGUGAAGCUUUCUGGCAAGCCGAUUGCGGUGAGAUUGGAUGGACAAGGCAACAAAGUCAAUUCGUCCAUCCCCCUCCGUACUCCCUUCAUCCGACCUGACCACCGAUUCUCCCCGAAAUCUCGCAGCUCGACCUAUACUGGCGCUGAAGGCCAAUCUAACGGCUAUCGUCUCCCGCGACCUGAGACUAAGUAUGUCUCGCAGCCGGCGUUUUUGCAAAAUAAUCUGGGUACCAGUAACUUUCGAUCUACCGGCUUUGACCGCAGCACUUGGACCCUGGGCAACAGACCCCUCACUGGCCCCUCGCGCGUUGGAUAUGCCAAUGGCACUAACAGCCUUCUUCGAGGCAAGUCUACUACAGACAAGAACCUCUUCCGUACCACUUCGAGCUUUGCGAAUUUUUCUCUCCCCCCCCAUUUGACUCGCAAUUUGAUUGCAGACGCCGAGUUCUCCCGUGCGACUUCUGGCCUUGCGCACAUCUCGCUCAAUUCCACUCUUCCCCGCAAGAGACCUUUGGAGGAUAAUGAAAGUGCUUCUGUGCAGCACAGUGUCCCGCAGGUUGACAAUGUCGUCCUUUCUAAAUUUCGUUGCGUUAAGCCAAACAGCUUUGCACAUGUUGCUAGCCCCGCUGAGAGUGAACUCCCGCCAGGAUCUCCGAUGGAUAUUGACACGCCUGAGCAAAAGGAGCCCCAGCCAAAUGUGCCUACGACCUUCGAUAAGAUUGAACCCGAUAGCCCCCUUUCUCACAAAGUGUGUCCAAUGGACGUCACUGAAGGCGCUCGUGAUUAUUCGAGCAGCUUGAACACCCAUUAUAUGCCUGGGGCAUGGCCAGACUCAGUGCCGCCUCAUGAUUCUUUCAAUGUUACCCCCCUCCCAGGAAGUCCAGUCAUAGCAAUGAUGUCCGGUGCUUUGAUGCCAUCUGAUAGCAUGGAAUUGUCCGAUGUCGAAGACAACAUGGCCAUUGAACCUGUUAUUCAGGAAAUCCAACAGGAGCCUCUUUCGCCCUGGCACACCUACUGGACAGCCUGGCAGAACUCUUUCCAGAAUGUUUUUACUGUUCCCGCCGGGGUUACCCAGUCGUUCUCCCAUGCAGUCCGGACUGCCGUCACUGUUGUUGGCGCCGCCAAACGACGCGUGUGUGAAGUCUGGCAUCGGCGCCGCACUCAGCCUGGACGUCGCCAACCACCUUCCCCUCGUGGAUCUCCGCCGCGUGUGAAAUUUCGUGGUCUAUCUCCAGAACAGCAGCAGCGUAUGAGACGCGAGCAUCGACUGAGAGCCAGAGGAAAUAGUCCACCCAUCAAUCUUCCUUUCCCCGAUUUGUCUUAUAUUCCCGACUUUCCUGCUAAGGCUGAGUCCUCACCCGCCACCGAGUUUCACAAACAGUCAAAUGAACUCGUUACUAAGGAGCCUCGUGACUCCGUAUCUCGGAAGCCAAGUGCUUCUGGAUCUCCCAAGAAAAGACAAGCUUCCAAGCGGCGCGAUCAUCCGGCCCAACAUGAAAGAUCCUCCAGGGCUUCUCGCUCCCCUACCAAACAGUCGAAGCCAAGAGAAGCCGGACCUGUUGGUAUUCGCAAGCGGUUGCCCUUCUCACCUGAUAAACGUGCCGAGCGUGCCAAGCGUGCCAAGGAAAAUUCUGCUGUGUGGAGGGCGCUCAUGUCUGGCGACCAGGAAGAGAUCAAAAGAGCCGGCGGCGAAUUGAUUGCAUUGCGCGAACGCGAAGCUUCCGCCCAGAACCAGCAGCCGAAUGAACUUUCCAUGGUCGAGAACAAAACCGGAUCCGAAGGAUCUACAAAGUUGACUCAGCUUGCGAAUCUCGAGUCUCGUUCCCCUACCGCAGCUGAUCAAAUUGAAACGAAGAAAUCUAUGGAACUGAACGAGCACACCACCUUGAAGGCCGCAUCGCCUAUUGCAGUUGAAAAAGAACCGAAGAAGUUUCUCAAAUCGAAGAAAAAUGCCAACGCCAUGGCCCGAGCAGAUAUUGCAUAUGACAACGAAACGAAGAGCCCUCAGCAGACGACUGAUGCCUCGCCGCACAGCGUCCCGAAGAAGCCGAAGUUCAAGCGCAAGGUUUGCUUCCGCGAGCCUGUGGUGGCCGAGUACAUCGACGAUACACGAGACUGGACUGAGCUGGACCCUGACUUGGCACCACAUCUCAAUGAAGCGCUUGACCUCGAAGACACUACUACGAACGAUAGCUCAGCUACCGGAACAAUCACUAGAACGAAGAAGACCGAAACGCGAUCCGAUCAGAAAGAAAACGUGCCGCCCGCGCCCGAGCUUGACGAGCCUAGCCUUGACCCGUGGUCUCAGCCUUUCGAAUACCCCCUUGGAAGACCGGUUUCAGCUGUCCGUCUAUUCUAUCCCGUCCAACAGCCCAUCCCCGACGGCCGAACCGAGUCUGUGUAUGCCGCGCGCUGGAAAGAAAUCGAAGAGGAACAAAAGAAGAGGGAGCUACCAUCUCGUGUCAAACCUGAUGGACCAGCUGUACGACCCCUCUCUUCUGAAUGGGAGGCGCGUAUUAAACAUUUGGAAAAUAGGAGCGUCCCCGUCGCGCGAAAGGUCGCCGCCACCCUAUCCGGUGACCCAUUGACGAAGAAAGACCUCGCGACGUGCUACACCCAGGGCGACUGGUUGAACGACGAAAUCAUCAAUUCAUACCUCGCGCUGAUCGUCGAUUACCUCCGCCGCAAAAACCACAACGCCGGGCGGCACGACAAGCCACGCUUCCACGCCUUCAACUCCUUUUUCUUUUCCAAUCUACGUGAUAAGGGGUACGAGUCGGUGGCGCGGUGGGCGAAGCGGGCGAAGAUUGGGGGGCCACUCCUCCUCGACGUAGACACUGUCUACAUCCCGGUCCACAACAACCAACACUGGACCUUGGUUGUUGUACGACCUGUCGAGCGCUCGAUCGAGCACUUCGAUUCACUGGGGGCCCUGUCUCGCCGCCACAUCGCGGUGGUCAAAACCUGGCUCCGCGGCGAGCUGGGCCCCCAGUAUGUCGAGGAGGAGUGGCGGGUAUUGCCGUCCCUGUCCCCCCAGCAAGACAACGGUUCGGACUGCGGGGUCUUCCUCCUCUCGACCGCCAAGGCAGUGGCCAUCGGCUUGGAGCCACUGUCUUACGGUGCGGCAGAUACUCCCCUGCUGCGCCGUAAGAUAGUGGCCGAGCUGAUGGCCGGCGGUCUGGAGGGGGAGUUUGACCCCGCCCUGGGCGGACAAGUCUUGCUGUGA
This is a messenger RNA of Aspergillus sclerotioniger CBS 115572, 3429 nucleotides long. Its product is annotated as SUMO protease ULP1. Lineage: Eukaryota; Fungi; Ascomycota; Eurotiomycetes; Eurotiales; Aspergillaceae. The transcript has a single exon. Gene Ontology annotation, molecular function: deSUMOylase activity. Gene Ontology annotation, biological process: protein desumoylation. The coding region runs from base 1 to 3429 and encodes 1142 amino acids. Gene Ontology annotation, cellular component: nucleus. The record is from RefSeq and is a predicted model, not a curated record.